This is a messenger RNA of Leptonychotes weddellii (Weddell seal), 5191 nucleotides long. The record is from RefSeq and is a predicted model, not a curated record. Lineage: Eukaryota; Metazoa; Chordata; Mammalia; Carnivora; Phocidae.
AUGUGGACUUGGAGAGAUUAUCUCAUCUCUCCUAUGCCUCCAGGCCUAGCGUCCGUGGAAGCCUACAGCUACAAGACCAACGAGUGGUUCUUCGUGGCCCCGAUGAACACGCGGCGGAGCAGCGUGGGUGUGGGUGUCGUGGAGGGGAAGCUGUAUGCUGUCGGGGGUUAUGAUGGGGCUUCCCGCCAGUGCCUGAGCACCGUGGAGCAGUACAACCCGGCAACCAAUGAGUGGACGUACGUGGCAGACAUGAGCACCCGCCGCAGUGGUGCAGGAGUCGGGGUGCUCAGUGGCCAGCUGUAUGCCACGGGCGGGCACGAUGGGCCCCUGGUGAGGAAGAGUGUUGAAGUUUAUGAUCCCGGAACAGACACCUGGAAGCAGGUGGCAGACAUGAAUAUGUGCCGGCGAAACGCAGGAGUCUGUGCAGUGAAUGGGCUCCUGUAUGUGGUUGGAGGGGAUGAUGGAUCCUGCAACUUGGCUUCGGUGGAGUACUACAAUCCUGUCACCGACAAAUGGACGCUGCUACCAACCAACAUGAGCACGGGGCGGAGCUACGCAGGUGUCGCUGUGAUUCACAAGCCCUUGUGACCCCCACGCCCACGGCCAGGAGGUGGAGGAGGGGAGGGCUGCUGCCUGUGGCUCAGAACAGCAGCACCCUGACUGCCACUCGCCGCCAGAGUCUGCAGAGGAGCGAGAAGUGUCCUCCUCCGACGUGGCCAAGUGGCGUCCGGCGUGGAGACUGGCGACCGCCCCCUGCCCCCCUGAGGUGUUCGGGCCUCCCCCCUGAGCAGUGGGUUCCUGAGAGCUCCAGGCAGCACCUGGGGGCUUUUUUGUGUGUUUCUACUGGAUUACCUGAGAACCUGGGUGUGUGUGUGUGUGUGUGUGUGUGUGUGUGUAGAACAUGGUGUUUCACUAAGUUGGGGGAUGUGUGACAAUCUACUGGAUUUCUUUACUACUGAUCCUUCUGUGCUAAAAAUCAAAUCACAGAAACCGCUCUUCUGGAUGUGCCCCAUGGGAACCCCGAGAUUACUAAAGCUGCUGUCUUCUGGAGGUCUGUUUGGACAGGCCAGGAGUGUCCAGAAAUGACUGGUGACUGGUGUGGGGGCGUUGCUUUGACCAUGCCCACAGACUGGCUCUGACCCCUGGCACGGUCUGCAGAAGAGCUGGGCAUUCUUAAAUCCUCACUGUGUCUUCUGUGUGCUAGAACUGGGAACAGAUGGGGUCCCCAGCCCCUCCAUUGGGUGCUCUUCCUUGGGCUCUCCUCCAGGAAGCAGAUGAGAACUGCCUAGUCCUUGGGCCACUGGUCUUUGAGGUUGUGGAUUCCAGAUUUGGGAGAUUUUGUGUCUCUUUUGUUGGGAAAACUAGCUCUUUGGAGAAGCCCCGAGUAUCACACUGGAAAAAAAAAUACAUAUACAUACAUGAAAAACAAAAACAAAACAACAAACCAAAGUGGUAAGGCAGUUGCUGCCUAAAAUGGUCUCAGAGAGGAUCCUACUUCUGGGUUUUCCUGGGAUGGGACACUCCCCAUCUAUACUUACUAUCCAGGCUUAAUUCUUCACAGCAUCCCAUUUUACUCUCAGAAGUAUUCUGGUUUGGAGGAUAAAUAAAAGGUCACCAUACCUCCAAACCCAGAGAGAGUUUGGCCCCUGCCUUGGGGGUCAUAUGUGAUCUAGAUGGACAUGGAUGACUUCAAAGGAGUAUACCAGCUGGGGCUGGCCCUCAGCACCAGAUGGCGAUGGUCAAGUCUGUCUGAGGGCCUCGUCUUCCUUUCCUUGUGCUCUCCCCCUGUUCCAGGGCCUGUACCCUCUCUCCAACCCUCAGAAUACUCCUUUCCUCCUUGUUUUUCCUGAGAGGGAGGAGAUGGUGGUAAAUGCCCUGGAUGUGUGAUCUCUCUCAGGGAUACUUGCAUUUUAAAAGAGAAGCUUGGUGAGAGCUUUGCAAAUUCACAGGUAAAAAUUAAUGACAGAACUUUAAGCAUUUGGAGGCGGGGGUGGGUAUUUGAGGGCACAUGGAAUCAUUUUCAUUAAAAAAAAAAAAAGAAAGAAAAAAGAAACGUGAAACCAUUCCUCAACUUGCAAGUCACUUAUGUUGGAAUUUGUGGCAUAAGGAGGGAAGGUCUUGUGUCUGAAGAGUAUGCUCACAUCAUGGGGGCUGGGCUUUAAUGCUCCCUGAUUUUGGGGUCCACUUAUAGGAGUCAAGGGGCUUUAUGAAACCUGAUGUGGGACUUCUGAUCUAACUGGGCUCCUUCCAAGCAGAUACUGCAGGAGACUGGCAUCCCCCCCAGCUCACCCCUGCAGCUAGAAAGCCGGUAGCCUCCCUAGCUAGUUGGCCGCUUUGUGUAUUUACUGUAUAUUUUUUUGUGCACUAAACACUCAACUCUCUUGAAGAAGAAACGUCUUCUGAUGUUGAGGAUGUUGAGCAAAUGUUAUCUCAGUGAGACAUUUGGAGGGCAGCACCAAGGCAUCCGGAAUUCUUAGUGGCUUUGGGAAGAGGCUGAUAUAUCCAGCUUUGUUGGGCCUGGAGGCGAAGUCUCCAACGGAUUCAAGGCAUGCCUUUGUUUGGGUGCUGUGUUCUCACCUGGCCCUGGAGAUGGCUGUGGUCUCAGAGCUCUGCCUUGGCUUGGAGGCUGAUGGGAUGAGCUUUCUGUUGCAAAUGUUCUUCCUCCCGGCCUGAGGAGAGUUUGGGACUUUAUUUUGGUUUCUGAUGGGGAUGAGGCUGGGGGGUGGGGUCCCAUGUGUGCUGUUCACACGGCUCCUAAUUUCAGACUAAAGGUGAACUUCCCACCCUCUUUCCCAACACCUAGGAGCUGGACUUUGAUGCAUAUGUGGGGGAGGUUCUUGUUUUUUAUCUGCCCAGAGCGGGUCCCUUCCCUGAGAGCUCGCCAGCCAUGUUUUCUGCUCUUGGUUGCACCUCAUCAUGUCUCCCUUCCCGGGAAGCACCGCCCCCCCCACCCCCCACCCCCUGUAGUACUGCUGAGGCCAGGUUCAUCUCCUCCUCACCCGUCCUUUCUCAUGGGGACUCCAACACUGGUACAUCACCACCAAAAAGCUAUUCGGCCUCUAGCUGCCCACAGAGGCCAUUUAAAACCUGCUGUCUAUCACUAGGUACGAUUCUCUCUCCACAGUGAACACAGCUGACUUGAUUUCAAGUCUGUGCUGGUCACAUUGGUAGGCAAACCCCCUGCCCCCCCCCCCCAUUUGGGUGGCCGUAGCUGCUUGUGAAUGCAGCUUUGCAGGUGGUGUAUCUGAAAGCUGAUCACAGUGAUGAAAUGGAAUUGUGGCCCAAGGUUAGAAGCCGCUUAGAUGCCGCUUGGAUGCUGAUUUGGACAACACAGAAGUCAGACUCUGAAUUCCAAAGUUCCUUCUCCUAAGUACCUAAUGGCAUCUCUCCUUCUGAAAAGUUGCAGUAUUAUGCAAAUGAAACUGACCUCAUUUUCUGCUAUGCAAUAAGAAUACUUAAUUCUGUUUCACGACAAACCAGUUGCAAUAUCCCCUGACAUGCUUUUUGAGCUGUGUUACUUUGAUAUCUGUUGUGUAAUGUUUGUAUAUUCCUGAGCCAGAGCCUUUCAAAGAUUGCCUUUUUAUAAAACUGAAGCUAUAGCGUUCAGGCUAAACUUUUAAUGUAGAUAUUUUUAUAAGAUAAUUUUUUAGGAUAUUUGAAUUGAUUUUUAUUAUCCAUGAUAAUGAAAUGUUCUGUUCCGUAAGUCAUUCACUCUCCUAGUUCAUGCCUGUAGCUAUUUUCCCUUUGCUUGUCACCCUCCAAAAACUGAUUUUUCAGUAGUUCCAGAUAGAUGAGUCUUUUUGACUUUGAGUCCUCUUUCUUAUACCAUAUUCAAAGGAGAUUGCUGGAAAACACAAUCCCUGGUGUUUCUGGAAUUGCUUCGGGACUAACGUUUAGCCUGACUCAGCAAUUACCCAACUAUAUUGCCUGGCCAUUUUUUUUUGGAGCCCGCUCUUUGCAGGGGGGAGGCUGGUUGGCCCAUCUGCUGGUGGCUCUCACUGCCUGGUGCUGAGCCUGGCACGCUGUGGCGUGGAGAAGCUCCACAGAAAGGCCUGCCCUACAGUGCAUACUCCUAGAAGUUUCCUAGGUCCGGCAAACCAGUCCUCAUUCUUUUCUGCCCCUUGUUCUUCGGAAGCUUCCACCAGCUAAAGGCCUUUGCUGCUGGAUGAUGUCCCUUUUGGAAGCAUCUUCUCUAUGGACUUUAAAACAGGGGUCAGUCCUCAUGAUCGUUAAGAAUGUGUUAAGCAUGUGCUUUACAGAUGCUCACACUACCCCUAAAACUUGUUUCUUGAGCUGUGUCUACACUCCAGGCUCUAUUUUAUGUAUUUAUCUGCCAUUAGCCUCAUUAAAACAGUUUUUUAUUUUUAUUAUUAUUGGGACAGGUGCCAUUUGAAUUGCCUCCAUGCUCCCCAUUUGCACCUUGUUGGAUCAGGUUGGGAGGUUUAGCAAACUCCUAUUCUAGUUAGCUGGAGUAUUUAAGGCUUUGUUUGCCUGGAGAAGUAAGGAGGUUGGAAUUUUUUUUUUUUUUUUUUAAGUGUUUGCACUAUUUAGAGUCCUAAGCCCCUCAUGUUUGGCCGUGCUGUGUGUGCAGUGUGACCGAGGAGGUGAGCCAGCAGCACUUUUGACAUUUGGGAAUGGAAGAGGCUUCUGUAGUGGAUAAUCACCACCUCAUAGCCCUUGCACAGCCUUUGUCGUGGGGCUGAGUGACUCGUGGGUAUGACAGCAGCCAAGGCAGGAAUGCAUGUGACUGUGGCAUUUGGAGAAACAAAUUGCCCUAGUACUAUGUUCUUGCCUUUGGCUAUGAGAUUGAAAAUUAUUUCCCCCCAUUUUUCAGUGGCAAUAAAGGACCCGGUUGGACUUUUUGUCUAAUUUGUAUAUGAUGUAUAAAGUAUGUUGAAAGAAGACUUAAGAUGCUGAAUGUGUAUGUCUGUGUGGGUGCUCUGUCCAUGCGGUUGUCCACAGGCAACCUGACUUGAUCGCUGAUACCCUGUGAACACACUGCAUCGGUAAGGUCCUUGAUCUCCUAUUCUCUGCUUGGAUGUUAGAGCCCAUCUAUCUUGUAAAAGAACACUUGUCGUAGGUUCCAUCAGUUACAGCGAUAGCCGAAGAAACCGUUCCUCAAGUGGAUUAUUUCAACAGGAAUCAAGUUCUAGUUUCCCAUACUUUGUUAAUUUUAAUAAAAGCUGAACUG